Brassica rapa (field mustard) is the source of this 3085-nucleotide messenger RNA. RefSeq names its product F-box protein At1g61340. The record is from RefSeq and is a predicted model, not a curated record. Gene Ontology annotation, molecular function: protein binding. Lineage: Eukaryota; Viridiplantae; Streptophyta; Magnoliopsida; Brassicales; Brassicaceae.
AACCUAGACAUGGCUAAAUCCUAAUCUAUAUGAUGAAAAUGCUCAUGGAUGAAUGGAUAAAACAAUGUAAAUAUGCAAGAUAUCAUAGAAUCAGCAUUAGGUUUUUCAGAAAUAUAGGUUAAUUUGUAUCAUUUUCUUUCUUGCCACUCUCACAUGUUAAAAGAGUUCUGAAUAAUUUGUAGGUCUCAUUGUCAAAAACCUUAAAGUAUUGAAACUGAAUUAGCUUCCGGCUCUUCUUGAUCAUGUGACUGGAGGUUGAGAUUAACUGAAUGAUAGACGGCGGAAGCGGAGCGGUAAGAAUGCUGAGGAACUGCUGAAGAAUGUUGAAAUACAAAUAUCUGAACUCAAUGUCUUCACCCAUUAAAGGUGCCGAGUUUGUAAAGAGAAAUCCAACGUGUUGAAAGAGUAAGAAACAAAUAUAUGGUGGUAAAAGAUGAAGUUGAGUUGGCAAAAAGAGAAUAAAAUAUAUAUAAGAAUUUGGGAUAUAAAGAAUGUAUGUUCCAAUCUGGAUGGAAAGAGAAAACAAAAAAGCACAUAAAGCAAAGAAAGAAGAAAUGUGGAUAGGGUUUUAUAGAAGACUAUAUAAAACUUAAUUGAAAACCAAAAUGUCUCGAAGUUGAAAGUGUGUUAGAUUAAUAUCACUGAGUCUGAAAACAUGUUACCAAAAUAAUAUUUUUUUUCUUUUUAGCAUAAAUAAUACAUUAUUUAUUUCAUUUCCUUUAAAAAUACUUUGACCAAAAUAUAAUUUUUAUAUAAACAAAAAUCAGGAAAAUGUAUAAUUAUCUAUGUUUGAAUUUGGAAUUUCAUUGUAAUAGAAGAAGAAAAAUAUCAUAGAAAAGCAAUACCAAGUUUUUAUUACAAAAUAGCUCAUAAAGAUCAAAGUUACUAAAAUAUUUUUUAUUAAAAUGGUAAAAAAACACUUAUAUUUCCACGGUUACUAAUCUAAACUAAAUAUUUAGAUUUGACGGUGGAGUUUGAGAAAUCUGGUUUAAGAUUUAAAAUUUAAGAUCUCAAAUUAUAUUUACCUAAAAUUUCUUUUGGUUUUAUUCUUUUAGUCAAAAUAACAUUUCUUAGAUAUUUUUUUGAAGAAUUUCCCAUAAAAAACAUUUCAAUUAAUUAAAGAGAUAGACUUAAAACUAGUUGAGUUUAUAGUAAGAUUCUGAACUAAUGUAUGUUUUCAAUAAAUUAGAGGGGGAAAAGAAAGAGUAUGAUAGAAAUGAUGUUAAUAUAUGCAUAUCUUUGGAUAUUGAUUAUCAAUGAGUGGCACAAAAUCAUACUUAGUUUUGUUAUAGGAGAAUUUUCUAUUAUUUAUUAAUAGUUAAUCUCUUAUUCAGAAGAAAACAUUGCCCAAUUUGUUUUAGCAAAUCCUUAGACUGUUCAUUAGUUAUAUGCUACCUAAGAACUUCCAGUAGUAAAACACACAGUUUUCCUUUGAUUGAAGAGAUGCAACAAAAGAUAGUUAACAUGUUAUUCUCAAUUAAUGGCAUGCAUAUUUGUUACUCAAGAAGAUGAUUGUUAAAUAAAAAAGGAAGAGAUAUAUAAUAAUAUGAUGUAUGCAUAUUUUUUUUUUCUCUUUUAUCUUUGUGAACUUCAUAAUGUUAUAAAUGACAUAACAAAAUCAGUUCCAUAUAAUAUUUUUGUUAGAACUUAAGUUCCAAUAAACUGCACAAAAAUUCAAUAAUAAACAUUAUAUGGAUGAAAGACAGGAGUAAUUUAUUGAAUCAUUUGGUCGGUGAUAACUGAUAAAGUGUUUAGAUUAGGCAUUAAAGAAAGAGGACUGUGUCAGAGACCAGAAAGAUUUCCUCUGCUGCUGGUGGAAUCCUAAGAACGAAGCCGUGUGAGACCAAACCGACAAACGAACAACUUGUCGCCACGUCAGCACGUUGAUUCCUACUCUGACUCAGGGUUCACCACGUGUUUGCCCAACGGCUAGUUUUUGGGCCGUCUUUUGCUUACCACAAGAAAGGAGGGAGAACGAAGGGUAAAUAAAUUUAAAAUUAAAAAUGAAAGAUAUUUUGGCCAAGGAAGUUUCGGGCGUUUUCUCGUUCUAGAAAAUAAAUUAAUUUGACUUAAAAAGUAAAAAAUAAAAAAUAAAAAAAGAUAAUAUCUUUACCAUAUAAGUACAGACAGGUGAGAGGUAAUCUCUUGUCACAACUCGAAAAAGAAAAAUCAAUCAUUUUUCUCAGCUCUUAGUUCAUCAAACAUACUUGGAGACAUUUUGAGUAUAUAUAGAUACUGUGAAGUAAGAAUCGAUUUAGCAAAAGAAAUGGCAUUGGGGAAGAAGAGAAUAGUUGCCCAGAAGUCGAACUUGAAGCAACGUCGUGGUGUGGAAGAAGGAGGAUUAGGAAUAGAGUUAGAGUUGGUUCAGUACAAGAGAGGUUUCGGGAGGAAGAGGGUUCUCAUUUCAGAGACAAGAGAUUCGGUUUUCACUUCACCUGUUGGAACAAUCUCAUCGAAGAAGCUCUGUGAUAAAACUUUGGGUACAGGUGGUCAAAGCCGAGAGCUUGAAGAUCUUCCUCUAGAUAUUCUGGUGAAGAUUAUCUGUGGGGUCGAGCAUGAAGACUUGAAACAACUGUUUCAUGUGUCAAAGACUAUAAGAGAAGCAACAUUAAUAGCGAAGCAGUCACAUUUCGCGUAUAGUACACCUAGGAAAACUUUGAUUUUCCAACUUGGCAGAUACGGUUUAGACAAACCGUUUGAUUUAGGCGAGGAUAAGAUCGAAGCUCCAGCAGCCCCAUUGCAGAAAAGGUAUAGGCGGAUAAACCGCAACGAGGACAACUCUGGAGUCUCAGUGGCUCUAUUCAACUGAAUCAAACAACUUGGUUAGAGGCUAUCGACUUUGUUUCUUCAUGAUCCUUGAUUGAAGAAAAAUGAGUUUUAAGUUAUGUUCUUAUGUUUUGAUUUGGAUAAAUCUCUGUAAAUUCUUGUUAGAUAAAAAAAGAGAGAUAGAGUCUUGGAAAGGCAAGCUUGUUUAGAAGGUGGUAGAUAAUGGGAUUAAAACUUUUGUGUUAUGUAAUGUAAAUAUAGUUUAUUUGGAUUUAUUUAUUACAUGAACUAAUAAUAGAUGAAAUAUUUUAUGUCAUCA